Naegleria gruberi is the source of this 1254-nucleotide messenger RNA. RefSeq lists its product as uncharacterized. Gene Ontology annotation, molecular function: protein binding. The record is from RefSeq and is a predicted model, not a curated record. The transcript has 2 exons. Bases 1 to 1254 code for a protein of 417 amino acids. NCBI's taxonomy places the organism in Eukaryota, Heterolobosea, Eutetramitea, Acrasida, Naegleriidae.
AUGAAGAAGGAAUUACUUGCACGUGAUGGGACUGUAAAUUGGUUCAGACAGAGAUGUUUGUGUCUACGUAAAGUAGAAGAAGAAGAAGUGAAUACAACAACAACAACAACAACUACUGAAGAUGAGGAUGAAUACAAGGAACCAGUGAUGCAGACUUCUGGUUAUGAAUUGGCUGAUCGAUCAGAGGUUGGAAGAUUGUUGCCUGCAUACAAUUAUUUUGAUGGUCGAUUUUCAAUAGGUGAUUCAGAUUCACAUACUUGUGUGGUUCAUCAUGAUGGAAUUGUUUACUUUUGGGGAGGAAGAAAUGAAACAAAUGGAAAGAUUCAUAGAUUUGAUUUGAGAACAUAUACAUGGAUGAAACCAAUUUCUUCCAAUCUGGAUAAAAAAGAUUCACGAUACUAUCAUGGCUUUACUAAACAAGAGAAUGACCCAAUAUUUUGGAUGUUUGGAGGGCUCGAUAACCAAGAAUCAAAAUAUUACAAUGAUUUAAUACGUGUAGAUGGAAGAACCUGUCAGUGGAAUUGGGAGCAAUUUACAGAACCAACUGAUGGAAAUUCUGAAUGGCCAUCUAGAAGAAGAGGUCAUGUAUUUCUGUACAGAGAGAGUAAUCAUUCAUUACUCUUAUUUGGAGGAUGUGGAGAUGAAUCCUAUUCAGAUGUAUGGGAAUUUAAUAUUUCACUCAGAAAAUGGACCAAGUUAGCAACAACAGGAGAUGAAAUAGUGCCACGAGGAUAUUCGAGUGGAAUUCUCAUGAAAAAAGACAAUACUGAUGUGCUUGUUAUUUAUGGAGGUGAUAUUGGUGUGGACAAUCAAACACUUACCAACCAAUUAUGUAUAUUGAAUUUAAGUACUUUAGUGUGGAAAACCUAUGACAAUAGUAUUACACCUCCUCUAUUUGGACAUGCAGGAACCACUUGUAAAAUAUCGAAUGAUGAAAUGUUUAUUUUUGGUGGAUGUAAUGAUGAUUACAUUCCCUACUCUGACAGUUAUAUUUACAAUUUGAAAUAUAACACAUGGACUCUACUUGAGGUUGAAAAUAUUCUUCCACUCAAUUGUAGCUCAAUAUUUAUUGAUGAGGAAAGAGGUAUCAUCAAUCUCUAUGGUGGAUAUGAUGAACAGAGAAGAACAGACACCCACAUAGUUAUUCAAGUGAAUCCUCUUUAUGAUUUUAAAAUUUAUAGAACCUUUCCAAAACUCUAUUCGACACUCAAUAGACAAAUUUAUACAGACAUUCUAAUUAAAUCAAUUGAAUGA